Exaiptasia diaphana is the source of this 1041-nucleotide messenger RNA. Its product is annotated as 30S ribosomal protein S7. The record is from RefSeq and is a predicted model, not a curated record. Gene Ontology annotation, biological process: ribosomal small subunit assembly; translation. Gene Ontology annotation, molecular function: structural constituent of ribosome; rRNA binding; mRNA binding. The transcript is spliced from 8 exons. Lineage: Eukaryota; Metazoa; Cnidaria; Anthozoa; Actiniaria; Aiptasiidae. Gene Ontology annotation, cellular component: ribosome; small ribosomal subunit. Bases 16 to 780 code for a protein of 254 amino acids.
CAUCUGCUAUCCAAUAUGGCGGCCAAAUUGACCAAGAUUUUAUGGUCGAGAAGUCUUCGGUAUCACAGCUCGUUAUUGAGUGUUAUUUUUAAAAGAUGUCACUUAGAUUCUACAAGGAAAGCUCAUCCUAUAUUAUUCAGUCUUCAAACAUCAAGGUUUUCUUCAGCAAUUMUUGAAGAAGCUGACCAGGAUGGAAAGCAGCUCACCACUGAACACAGCAAGAUACCAGACCUGUCAAAAAUUAUUAYAGAGUCAGAAGAAGCAUACAAAAUCCCAAAAGCAGCAGACUCUCACAGGUCACAGUCAGUCUUUGAUGAUGAGCUAUCAAAUAAAUUCAUAAACUGUAUGAUGUGGGAUGGAAAAAAGUCAACAUCAAGAAAAAUAUUCAACCAGGCUCUACAAAUGAUUAAAGAAAAACAGCUUGAAAUUCAAAUGAAAUCUAAAGAUCCUGAGUCAGUAGAGACAGACCCUGUGAAGGUGUUUCAUCAGGCAGUAGAGAAUGUGAAGCCAGUGGUUGGCUGUAUACCACUGAGGAAGGCUGGCAAAGUUUAUCGGGUUCCAUCCCCUUUAAGACCCAUGCGUCAACAGUUCUUUGCAAUUAAAUGGAUCAUUGGUGCCGCAAGAAAGCCAACUGGAUCAAAGAAUACCAGAAUGCACCAGAAACUUGCUAAAGAAUUAUUAGAUGCUUAUAACAAUGAGGGUUCAUCAAUUAGAAAGAAACAAGAGUUACACAAGACUGCCGAGGCUAACAGGGCCUUUGCUCACUAUCGCUGGUGGUGAUGUACCUUUGCUUGGAGAAGCUACUUGCGCAAGGCUUCAUGGGUAGCUUGAAUCCUUYUGAAGUAUAAAUAAUAAAAAGGCAAAUGAUUAUGAAGAGGCUAUACUACCCAUGAUACCCUGCGCCACUAGCUGGUAGGCGAGUAGGAUGUCACGCGUGGAAAAAUCUUCCCCGAACUGGACUGGAAUUAUCAACUUUCAUUGGACAACACUGUAUAAAAAACCCAAGAUGUGGUUUAUGUUAUUAAAGAACUUUUAAUUAUU